AUGGCGGCGCGGCUCGCCGUUUCAACGGCCGUCGCAGCGUCGUUUCGUCAAAUUCAGUUCUUCAACGUUGUAGCGUCCUCCCAUCCCGCCAUCGCAGCCUGCGAGAUUGCAUCGUUUCGCCACGCUCUGGUUACCAAUGCCUUCGCCGUGCGACCGCCGCUAGUCGCAUGCGCGCCGCUCCAUCGCGCCUCCCCUGCCGUCGAUUCCUCUCACAGGAACUCAAAUCCGAUUCGUUCGACCAGCAGGCGCGGCGAUUCCGGUUCUUCCGCCUGUAGCAACGAACGCGCGCUCCCCUCCGCACGCGUAUUCCCCGUCGCUCCAGUCUCCGUUUCCCUUCGGCCAUCCCUUCUCCUAGACUCGCCUGUCAAAGAAUUGGACAUCCCUUUGGCCCUCGACGCCGCUCUCGGCAUUCCCCAGGCCGUCGUCGCGCUCCCCCACUGCUCCGCGUCUUCCGCUUCUUCCGCCUUCCGCCGAUCGCUUGCUUCCGCUUCCCCUUCGUUACCUCCUUCUACACUCCGCACAUCAGCGCACCCCGCCAAUUCGCUCGUCCUCCAGGUUUCUCCGUUACCACUUUUGAACCACCAACGGCCUCGCUUCUCGUCUUCCUCUCCCUACCCCCACUCUUCCGGCUCCUCCCCCUCCUCCCCCUCCUCCCCCUCCUCCGCUUCCUCCCCUUCCUCCCUCUUCGCCUGGUCUGCCACUCCCGCCGCGCUUUCCCCCUCCUCCGCUUCCGCCCGCGCGUUCUCCACGUCGUCCGCCUUCCCCCCGCCGUCGCCGCACUCGCGCGGAGCGCUCACGAGCAGAUGGGCGGCGGACAGGAAGCGGAAGAAGGAAGCUUCGAAGAAGGUGCGGCUGGCGAUUAACGCACUGAGGGAGCGGCAGUGGCAGGCGGAGAGAAGACGAGCGGAACAGGAGGGGACGUGGCAGGGGCAGGGGGGCGGGCAGGGGCAGGGGGGAAGGACGGGGGAUAGUGGCACCAGCAGCAGCGUCAGCAGUAGUGGCAGCGACAGCGGCAGCAGCGGCGGCAGUGAUAUGCGAGGGAUGGUGGGUGAAUGGAUGGCUCGCCUUCAGCAGUUGCAACACACCUCCACUUCCUCCUCCCCUUCCUCAUCGCUGUCCUCGGCCCCAGCAGCACCACCCCCACCACCACCACCGCCGCCAUCAGCAGCAGCGGGCAGCAGCGUGGGGUCGACAGUAGGAGGCGUGGAGCCGCUAGUGGGACCACUGAGACCACAGAGCAGCGACGAGGCGUCACUGGCGUCGCUGCUGGCACGGUCGGACCUGGUGGUCACUCGCAGGGUGGAGUGGGGCAACAUGCUGCUGGGGUACGAGCAGAGCAACCAGUAUGCUAUCGUGGACGCGCACACAGGCGAGCACGUGGGGGCCAUUGUGGAGAGCAGCAACUGGCUCAUGCGGCAGUUCCUGAGGGCGCAUCGCCCCUUCACCGCGUCCAUCCACGACGCACACGGCACGCUCCUGCUCACCGUGCGGCGGCCCAUGUUUUUCAUCACCAGCACCAUCUACGUUGAUCUGCCUGGUCAGAAGGGCAUAGGGCAGGUGCACAGGAGGUGGCACCUGUGGAAGCGAGUCUAUGAUGCGUACCUGCACAAACAGCAGUUUGCGAGGGUGGUUAACCCUGGCUUUUGGUGGUGGUCCUUCGCUCUGUGCGACGCCGAGGGGCAGAGGCUAGCGGAGAUCACCCGCAACUGGCGGGGGCUGGGCUUUGAGGUGUUCACAGAUGCGGGGCAGUACGUGGUGCGAUUCGGGUCCGUGCGGCACUGGCAGCAGCAGCAGCGGGACAAGCAGGAGCAGCGGGAGAGGGAGGGCAGGGAGGGUGAGGAGGAGAAGGUGCAGCAGUAUCAUCAGCCAUGGUUCUCAACAGAGGCCGACGAGGGUCCCGUUCUCUCAGUGGCGCGCCCGCUCUCUCUGCUGGAGCGGGCAGUGUGUCUGGCGCUGGCCGUUUCACUCGACAACGACUACUUCUCCCGCCACAGAGCAGUGUGUGUGGCGCUGGCCGUCUCACUCGACAACGACUUCUCACGCCACAGCGCAUUAGCGGGCAGCGCAGAAAGCGGCGGCAAGAUGUCGGUGAGCACGUCCGCGUUAUACGCGAUCAUGUUCCUGUGCGCCGCCUUCGUCUUCUCCUUCCUCUUCCGCGUCCUCCGCGCGCUGCUGCUGCACGCCGCGCUGCUCUCGCCGCUCCCGCGCCGAUCCGACGACCCAGAUUCCACCAUCCACGUGCGCACCGUUCUCGUCAUUGACGGAGUUCCGGAGGGCGCGCCAGCGCACGCGGGGGAAGGGGAAACGGGGGGCGCGGGAGGGGGGACAAGAGGGAAAGGGUUGCGGGCGGAAGAGAUUGCGCAGCACAGCGAUUUGAUUCGGUACAGUGAGGUAAAGGAGGAGCGGAGAGUAGAAGAGAGGGAUUUGGUAGUGGUUGAGAUAGGCGAGAGGGGGGAGCGAGAGCAGGGUUGGGAUAGUGAAAAGGCGCGCGCGGGGACGGAAGGUGGUUCUGAGGCAGCGUGUGAGGGGGAGGGGCAGCGAGAGGCGGAUAGAGAAACGGACGCAGCAAGAGCAGCGGCGGCAGUAAACGGACAGGGCAGUGAAAUGGCUGAGCGGCGACGGGACGUGGAUGGUUCGAGCGAGCGUCUUGUGAAGACGCAGCACAAGAAGCAGGAGACAGAGGAGAAGGGGGCGGGAGCUGCACGGGCAGCAGAAGCAGGAGGAGGAGGAGGGGCAGGGGGCGGAGCAGUAGGGGGCGGAAGAACAGGGGGCGGAAGAGCAGGGGGCGGAGAGGAAGGAGAGGGAGGAGUGGAGGGGGUAUGGGGGGCAUUGGCGGUGGAGUGUUCAGUGUGCUUGACGGAGUUCAAGGAGGAGGAGCGAGUGAGACGACUGCACUGCUGCACCCACAUGUUCCACCAGGAGUGCAUAGAUGGCUGGCUUCAAGCCCACACCUCGUGCCCAUUGUGUCUCUGGGCCGAGGAGCAGGCGGAUCGAGGGCGGGAGCGCGAGCGCGCAUUGCGCGAGAGAGCUGCGCGCAGUCGGCUGGCGGAGGCGCUGGAUCCGAAGCUGCUGGGGGCGUUCAGCGACCUGGUGACGUACGCGGAUGUGAAGUUAGAGCGCGACGCGGAUGCGCGUGGAAGCGCGCCGAGCUCUCCCAGCGCUCUUACGGGCUUGUUGACUCUGGCAGAUGUGACUGUAGCGGGGGGGAGGCUACCAGGGGAUGAUGAGUCAUGCGUGGGUGGCGGAGGUUCUUUACAAGAGGAUGGGACGACUGUUGUGGUGGAUAUUCGAGGGGAGGGCACUGGCUCAGGCGGCAGUGAGUGCAGCAACAGAAACGAUGAGUGUCGCCCAGCCACGAAGGGCGCCGUGGCUGGAAAUUGUGAUCAGAAGAACUGGGGGAUUGAGGAUGGGUCGAGUGCGGUGCAAGUAAAGGAAGCGGCAGCUGCUGAAGGCACAGAGUCACAGGAGGAGUCAGCGGCUGGUGCUGACAGCAGGGCCUUGCCAUCCUCAUAUGCUCCUUCUAUAGGCCUCUCUCCGUCGGGUGGUAAGAGUCAGGGCCCGUUACCGGCUGAAGUGCUUGAAUUACAGCCUGAAUUUGCAGCAGUGGCUGGUAGUGGCGGCACGGGUGGUGCAAGUGAGGUGGCGAUUCCUGUGAUUGCUGUGACAGCAACUGAGUGCUCCGUGUGUCUGGUGGAGUUUGAGGAUGAUGCCAUGCUGCGACGCAUGCACUGCUGCCGACAUCUGUUUCACCAGGUGAGCAUGGGAGAGUGCUGGGGCAUGGAGGGCUGUUGGGGCAUGCAGCAGUGA
Closterium sp. Naga37s-1 is the source of this 3807-nucleotide messenger RNA. Lineage: Eukaryota; Viridiplantae; Streptophyta; Zygnematophyceae; Desmidiales; Closteriaceae. The record is from the annotation of a GenBank genome assembly.